UAGUAGGCUGGCCGCUGCUGCUGUAGUGGUGUGUUUAUGUGUGUGUGUGUUUGCCUGCUGCCUCUCAUACACAGUUUUGCUUUGGUCGGCCUGAGCAGACAGCAGAGCUUGACGUCUGGAGAGAGGAAAACAUAGACAGGUAGCUUAGUUCGGGCAUGAAAGAAAAGAUGGAGCUCUCGGCGACGGGAGAUCGCGUUUUCGCCGCGGAAGCCAUACUGAAACGCCGCGUUCGUAAGGGAAGACUUGAAUACCUGGUAAAAUGGAAAGGAUGGGCAAUGAAGCACAGCACUUGGGAGCCAGAGGAGAAUAUUCUGGAUGACAGGCUGAUACUGGGCUUUGAGCGAAAGGAACGGGAAAGAGAAAUGCACGGGCCAAAGAAACGGGGACCAAAACCCAAAAACUUUGUCAUGAAGGCUCAUGCUCAGAAAGGAGGGACCAGCAGCCGAGCCUCAAACGCCCGCCAGACUACAUCGCGCUCUUCUUCGUCCACUUCCAGUCGAGCUACUCCUUCCUCCUCCGCCUCACCUCAUUUAGCAUCUUCGUCCUCCUCUUCCUCAACUGUGGCACCCUCUCCCAAACUCAAUUCCCUUGCAGCCACACACAAGCUGAAGAAAGACAUUCACCGCUGCCACCGGAUGUCCAGGCGCCCGCUGCCCCGCUCAGACCCCAUGGCGUCCUCCUUCUCCAACCCCGGUGGCUUCCCCUCCCGCCUGCACGUCUCACCCUUCUCCGAGACCGUCCGCAUCCUCAACCGUAGAGUCAAACCACGGGAGAUCAAGAGAGGUCGGAUCAUUCUCAACCUGAAAGUCAUUAACAAGCCAGGGAGGGGGGGUGGCACAGCUGCAGGCGGCAGGAAUCUUACAGAAGGACGCCAAAACAUCCCUUCCCGCAAUCGCAUUAUCGGGAAGAAGGGAGAUGCACCCUAUAGACCUUUUCAGCCCCCUCUGAAGAUGCUGGGGUUCCCGAUGUACGGGAAGCCGUUUGGGCUGCAGUGUGGUGGCCCUCUGUCCUUCCACUCCCACCCAGGCUCCAGCACAGGGGCCAGGAACACCCACUCUACUUCCUCCAAGCACCAGUCGCCUUCUUCUCCUUCCAGCUCUGCCUCAGCUGCUCAGUCUCAGCCUGCCACAGGAGGCUCACUUUCCAGCGAGGGUGCCAAGUCCAGUAAACCUCACACAGAGACCCAGAAGGGCCAGAGUGCCAAGCACGCUGCUACCACCCCGUCCUCCGAUGCGAACCCCUUGGCGUCGGCAUCUUCUUUCCUCCCCUCCUCACCAUCCUCUUCCUUGGAAGACGUGGAUGAGGACGAUGCCCUGGACCGUUCAACGAGCCCAGAGGGAGGCAGGAAAAGCACUCGCCAACGCAGGGCUAAACGCCAGCCUCCCGCUGCCUCUGGCACCCCUGGGGACCAGAUCUCUGCCCCCGCCGAACCCCAAAGGGUGCCUGCCGAAGGAGACCCCGACUGGCACCCUGAAAUGGCACCGAGCUGCAAGGAUGUGGUGGUCACUGAUGUCACCACCAACCUCGUCACUGUCACCAUAAAAGAGUUCCCCUCCCCUGCCUCACCCUCCGCUAGCCCUGAAAGCGCCUCCUCUCCUCCCCCGAGCACCACCUCUGACGACGUCUCUCCACCCAAGCCAUUGAUAAUGAAGUUCGUGGUGGUGCUAGUGGCAGCGGGCACCCUGGCCUUUCUCGGCGCGGUCAUCUGCAUUAUCGCCAGUGUUUAUCCCCGGAAACGCGACGCGCCUCUCAGCGACAACGGCACCCUGACAUCGGAGAAUCUGUUCGAGCCCCUGGAGCCCGGAUCGGUGGCACACGCCGGACCGCUGGGCGCUCUGCACGGCGCUGAGUCCUACGAUGGAGAGAACGGGCUCGGCGGCAUCGGCCUGGAGGUUCCCACUCUGAACGAGCUCAACCUCGGGGAGGAGACCGGCGCUGGGUCCGCGAAACAGUUCAGCUUCAGCCGAUUGAUCUGCACGCCUGUACCGGUCGGAGAAUGCAAGAGCAAAGAUCUGAGGCAGCGGCGUGGGGGACAGCAGCAGCAGCAGCAGCAGCAGCAGCAGCAAGCGGACGACCCGCUGUACGGCGCCGGGGAUGAAGACUGGACUUAUCUCCGGACCACAGCGGAGGACCUCCGUCAGAUGGUCCUGCAGCAGAACGACCAGAUCCUCAUGGACCAAAGGACCAUCCGGGAGCUCACCGGGAAGCUGAGCGAGUGUGAGAGCGGCCUGGAGGACGAGAGGAACAUCCCAGAGCGGAGCAUCGGGGUCUGGAGCGGCAACCGCCGCGUCAUGGCCGGGGAUGAUGUGAGCUCCUCCGCCGCGGCGCAGCUGCAGACGGCGCGGGCUGUGGAGGAGCUGGCCAGGGCCAUCAUGGACCUGAAGGACCGCAUUGACAAACUCGAGGCGGAGAUAGGCCCUGCUGCCUUGAACCUCACCGACACAUCUGUAGGUACAAGCAGCAGCAGCAGUGGCAGCAGCAGCCCGGCUGGUAACACCGGCAAGGCUCCCGCUCCGCCCGCCGGCAGUGCUUCCUCCCCACCUGCGGCGGCUGCCCCAGGGGGUCGCCGUCCUGCCUCCCCUGCUGCCCCUGCCCCCAAGCCCCCAUCUAAGGGCUCCCCAGUGCGUGGAAAGGGCACCUGGAGGGUGGAGGACUUGGAGGGGGAGCUGGAGAGGAAGAUAAAGAUGUUGGAGAAGGAGCGUCAGGCCAUGAGGAAGGAGACGCAGGGCCAACACGAGAAGAUCAACCAGGGCAUCGACACCGUCAACCACCGCGUCACUGAGCUGGAACACACGCUGACAGAGCCGCCGUUCCCUGAUGGCUUCAUCCUCUCCUUCCCCAUGCGAACCAACUACAUGUACGGCCUGGUGAGAAAAGAGAUCACAGAGAUGUAUGCCUUUACUGCCUGUGUGUGGCUGAAGGCCAAAGAAGGAGGCAUCGGCACCCCCUUCUCCUACUCAGUCCCGGGGCAGCCCAACGAGCUGGUGCUGCUACAGGGAGUCCACAACCCUGUGGAGCUGCUCAUCAAUGACAAGGUGGCACAGCUGCCUCUGUCUCUACCACAGGACGAGUGGCAGCACAUCUGUGUCAGCUGGACCCUGAGGGAUGGGGUGUGGAAAGCCUACCAGGGGGGGAAGAUGAAGGGGAGGGGAGAGGGACUGGCUGCCUGGCAUCCCAUCAAACCAGGAGGAGUCCUCAUACUGGGACAGGAACAGGAUACAUUGGGCGGGCAUUUCGAUGCCUCCCAGGCACUGGUCGGGGAGCUUUCCCAGUUCAACCUGUGGGAUCGGGUGUUAAAGCCAGCAGAGGUUGGCGCCCUGGCCGAUUGCAGCUCCUCAGCACUGGGCAACAUCGCCCCCUGGACGGACCAAGACGUAGAUGUGUACGGUGGUGCCACCAAGGAGUCCCUGGACCCGUGCCACGCUGCCCAGAGAUCCAACCCCUACAGCCCCAAACAGUGAGGGUUGACUGGGAGAGGUCAGCCAAUGGUGGCUGUGUUUGAUAAGUCGAUUUAGGAAACAGUGAUGUAUAACAAUGUAUCACAUUGGGGUUUAUAUUUUUGGGGGUGGGAAGCUUGCUGGUGGACUGAAAUAUGUGAUGGUGCGAUUAAGCUGUUAAGAGCGGUGUAUGUUUUGUUUUUAGUGUUGGUGUCCACGCUCAUGUGUUUACCUCUGCAGUGAGAUACACUGAGUUUAGUCACAGAAUCACCUUAGUGAAGGCUGCAUGGGUGGAUCACCUUCUGGCAUAAACGGGACACUUAUGGAAGCAUUUAGAUGAAUUAUUGGCCGUGGUUAAAUGUACCACCCUCAGUUUUAGGUAAUAAUCUGUUGGGCCAGUUAGCCUUACAUGGUUAUUCAGGCAGAGGGCUUUGAUGGGUUUGAAUCCAGUUAUGGAAUUAACCUUUAAAAAUAUAGAAAAACAUUAAAACAUAUCUAAGGGUUUCUUAGUUUACAACAAAGUGACACAAAGUUCUCAUCUUGUGUCCAGUUGGUUGUGUUUAAUUCUAAAACUGAAUUCUGAGAUGCUAUCGUGGUUAUAUUGAUUUGAACACUCAAUGGGAAACAAAAUGAGUUUUGUUCAUUUUUAACUGUAUAUGAUCCUGUUGAGUAAUGUCUCUGUACUGUUUUUUUUACAUUGCAUACCAUGAUCAUGUAAAUCAGUGGUCUUAUUAAUGUAUAUUGUGUAACGUAUCUCUGCUAAUGUUGCUCUGUACCAGUCUGCUCCCCUUGCUGUAGCCUCUCAUACACCUCACACUCCUGCAAAAUUAAGUCGCAGCAUUUUUGUUUGUGACUUAGCGCAGCAGUGCUCUCAAUCAACCUCUGGAAGAACCACUUGAUGUCUAUCUAAGCACCAAUCAGACACUGACAUUGUAACAAACCUCUGAGUGAGUUUGGUAAAACUGUGUUGUAUCCUUGAAUGUAAACCGGUUUGAAUGUAAGUAUAUUUGCAUGAGCAAAGUCACAUUUCCUGUCACUAAAGAAACAAACUCAAAAUGUGUAAAUUACAGUGUUGGUGUCCCCAAACUGCCCCACACUCUGAAGCACACAGAUGUCUAUUUGGUAAAUCAAAUCCUCACAGAAUGACAAUGACGGAGGUGUAUUAAGUGGAUUGAUUAUAUAUGUAUAUGUGUACUUAACAGUUGACUCUGUCUAGAGGUUUCAGUAGGAAAAACUUUUACUUUCAUUGUCUUAGAAAACGGAAGAACAAACAAAAUAGUAUGAGCAAAACUCGGGAUGCAUUUAUUUGUCUCCAAACUUGAUGCAUUUUUUCUCAUUCCCUGUAAAAAGGUAUGUGGCCAAAACUGCCACUUAUAACUUAAAAAAACUACAAAAGACCUAAAGCUAUGUUUACGUCAUGUAGGACUGAAGAUAGUAAAAGGAAAUAUUUCCUUGGUUGGCACUUGCAAGGUUGUUUAUCAAAAAGGAGUGUAAUUUUGCACUCUGAAUGAAGGUAGAGUUGGUAAUGUGGUGGUAAAAUAUUGAGCAUGAUCGAUACAGCAUUAAAUUAAGAUUACUGGCAGUUACCUUCAAUGAUAGACUUUCUCAGAUGCAAGCCAUCCAUGUUACUUUGAUUUUCCGGCACAAAUUAUUUACAGCACAGCCGGUUAUAUUGGACCUUUCAACUCUUUUCUAGUCAUAGUUACACUUAACUGUUAAUGUAAAUCAUAGUAAAGGAUGGUUAAAUCAAAGACAACAAUUACAGCAACUGCUGUGGUUCUUUGUUUUUACAUACAAGAAAGUUUGGAUGUGCUUAAUCUCUUGAUUCAAGUUCAAUGCAAGUUGAAAAUGGACAUCAUUGGAAUAAUGUUUAGAGAAGGUGGGACAUUGUCAGGGGAGAGGGUUUGAUUCCCACUUUGGCCAACUACACCAAACAUGUCAACACUGUGCAGUAAAGUGAACUGUAGUUCAAAUACAAAUUCACUUAUUCCCUUAAGACAUCAGCCCCACAUGUGAUUUGUCACCCAGUUGUAAAGUGCCUGCCUGCCUGGGCUCUCAUGCCCCGAAAUAAUAGUGAAAUGUUUUUAUGUUUUCUUCUUUGUCUCUUUCUUCUCCUUCUCUAUAUGACUCUCUCUCUCUCUCUCUCUCUCUCUCUCUCUCUCUCUCUCUCUCUCUCUCUCUCUCUCUCUCUCUCUCUCUCUGUCUCUGUCUUGCUUUUGGUUGUUGAAGGCUGUGACAGUGUUGCGCUUGUCCUUAUUUGGAUGAUAUUGUGAAAUAGGUGGAUACAAAAAUUUAAAAAUAAAAUGGUUAUGACAACAUUCCUGGACUCAUAGCAAACAAAAAAUGACAUCAAACGUGUGUGUGUGUGUGUGUGUGUGUGUGUGUGUGUGUGUGUGUGAGAGAGCUCACCUUAUUGUGACAGAUCUCUUUACACCUAUCAGCUCAUCUGGAUUACACCUCAACUAAGCACCUGUAGGGAUGCUGUAAACCUAACACACACACACAUACAAGUUUGUAGCCUAAUCUCAUUUAGUUGUAGUCAGAUUAGAUUGGCUGCAUCUUUUCUGUCAGAGGAAUUUGCCUUUGACGCGUGUGUGUUAAUACGCAGAUGGAGAGGUGAGUGUUCUUCAGCAGAUACCACAGAAAGUCUGCUCCUUGAUGUAGACAUAAUAGAUUACUCACAGUUUUAAUUAAAACCGUGUUGAGUCGUGACAGCUGAUCUACCCACCCCACAAAAUACACACACGUUUCUUGGCUUUUGGCUCAGCUGAACUGUGAUGUCAUGUGUAACCUCCCCACUGCCAACAUUUCACAAUAUUAUGUGUCUCACUUGUGCUUGAUUUCCUGUUUUUUCAUCUGUUUUAUGACUAAAGAAAAGAAGUGAUUAAAGUUGUGGUAUUUUAA
This is a messenger RNA of Sander lucioperca (pikeperch), 6341 nucleotides long. RefSeq names its product chromobox homolog 6a (gene cbx6a). The transcript has 10 exons. Lineage: Eukaryota; Metazoa; Chordata; Actinopteri; Perciformes; Percidae. The record is from RefSeq and is a predicted model, not a curated record. The coding region runs from base 156 to 3461 and encodes 1101 amino acids.